Messenger RNA from Enterospora canceri, 1098 nucleotides. NCBI's taxonomy places the organism in Eukaryota, Fungi, Microsporidia, Enterocytozoonidae. The record is from the annotation of a GenBank genome assembly.
AUGACCAAGAACAGUACAGACCUCAGAAAGUAUUCCUUUAAGGGCAAAUACUCAUCACGAGCACCAAGUAAGAUUCCGAAAGUCAAGAAGGAGACUAAGGAACUCUACACCUACCAAUUGCCGCCUACAAUCAGAGACUAUGGUAACCAACUCACCCCAACUGAUGUUAUUUUCAACUUCGAAUCAGACGAAAAGCUUGCUGAUAAGUACGAAAGAGCAAUUGAAUUCAUAUUUGAACAGGUUCUCUCUGCUGAUGAAGAUGAGAAGGAGCUAAGUGCCAUGGCAAAACGAAGUAAUGUUGCUCUGACAUUUCUGACCUACAACAUCGCAAUCUUCGAAGUGAAUGAAAUCAAAAUUCUCAUGAAAUUGAUUUAUGAUGAAGACGAUUACUUUGAGGACGAGGUGACAGUGCUUCAACACACAUUCAAUUCCAGGGUUGUUUACUCAUACGAGUUCUAUAAGAACACAGAUGACAACAAGGGCGUUCUUUCUAUGGAGUAUCUGCCUGUGAGUGGAUGGUUUCCAAAAAGCACCAAGAAGAAUGGAUGUCUCGUAAACAACAACGUGGACUACAAAAAGAAGGAGAACCUGAUUCGAAUCUGGACCAGGGACGUCCUAAUUGGCCUGAAUAGUCUGCAUCAUGGUGGUUACGCCCAUUUGGAUUUUAAGCCUGAUAACGUCUUUGGGGCGGUAGAGGAGGAUCGACUUGUGUUCAAAUUGAUUGACUUUGGGGAUGUUGCGAAGGUUAAAAGAGGAGAGUUUAUUUCCAGGGACUCAGGAAGCACAGGUUACAAGCAUUACAAGGAGAUGAAGGAGAACAUGGCUGGGACAUUCAGUGACAUAUUCGCAUUGGGAAUGAGUCUCUGUUAUUUUGGCGUGAAAGAGGACUCAGACAAUUUGCUCCACGACUUUAGCAAGGCAGAUGUAGACGAAUCAAUGGCCUACGUUUACAAGAAGUAUAAGUACGACACAAACUACUCAGAUGAGUUGAUUGACUUCGUAGAAUGCUGUCUGAGAGACGACCUGGCAUCACGUCCAAGUGCAGAAGCACUACUUGAGCAUCCAUUCAUUACAGGCCAUACCAAAAUGAGUCACUAG